Cuscuta epithymum is the source of this 4157-nucleotide messenger RNA. The record is from the annotation of a GenBank genome assembly. NCBI's taxonomy places the organism in Eukaryota, Viridiplantae, Streptophyta, Magnoliopsida, Solanales, Convolvulaceae.
UGUACACAUACAGACAAUAAGUAUACACAUACAUACAUUACUUUAUUGUGAAUACCAUUUUGGCACAGGCUUCAUAAAAAAGACAGACAAUACGUAUAACUAGACAGACAAUAGACAACCCACAAAUUACAUACAACUCACAAUGAAAUGACAAACAACUAAAUAUGAGUUACAGACAACUUCCCGACUCUUACAGACAACUCACAAUAACAUGACACACAAGUCAUUACUGACAACUCAAAAUAUAUACAGACAACUAAUAAACAAAUGACAAACAAUUAAAUAUCAAAACAAAUACAAACAACUAAUUACAAAAACAAAGUAUGUAAUUAUCAUUUGCUUUAAAUCUCUCAAUCUUGAUCUUCUGAAUCCAUUUCAUGCCACGAUUAGAAAUAUCACCUGUCUUGCUCCCGAUUCGAAAAGAGACAUAGUUCUCAAUCACGGGCCUUCAAGAUACUAGUAUUGGUCACGAAGAGUUAGAAGAUGUCCCUGAAGCAGUAACAUGGUUAAAGCUCCUUUUAGUUAAAAUACAUUUAAUUUAAAUGAUACAUUAACUUGACAAUAAACAAGUACUACGUAAUAUUCAAACCCCAUCAAUAAAGAAGUCAUAGAGAAGACAUACACAAGUUACUGAUAGUUUACAAGAUGCAUGGGCAUUCACAUAAUUGUCUGUACACAGACAAUGUGACCGGCUACACAGGCAAAUUGAGUGGCGAUUUAUGAAGAAAAACGUUUUUCACACAGAAAAAAUAAAAAAUUGUCUGUAUCACAUAUACUUUAUAAUAAAGAAGUUCUAUGACGUACUUCUUUACAAGAUGCAUUCACAUAAUUGUUUGUACACAGACAAUUUGACCGGCUACACAGGCAAAUUGAGUGGCGAUUUAUGAAGAAAAUCAAUUUUCGCACAGACAAAAAUUAAAAAAAUUGUGUGUAUCACAGACACUUUAUGAAAAAAUCUAAUCUAAAAUGUCUGCGAUACAGACAAAUCUUUACAAUUUGUCUGUGAAAAUCAAUUUAACAGAGAAAUUUUUGUAUUUUAUAUGUGAUACAAACAAAAUUUUAAAUGAUAAACAUCACAAUCUAUUUAGUAUAACAGUGUAAUAAGUACUAGUAUUCAACAUCAUAACAACAUAUCAUAACAACAUAUGUGAUAUACAAAAUUAAAAAGGGAAUAUAUAUAUACCCUAGAUGCACAAAAAAGAUGAAAUAAAGUAUUACCUCAUGAAUAAUAUUUGAGAGAGCAAGGUAGAUUGAAGUUGUGAUUCCUAUUUUUCUGUGCGGAUUUAGAUCUGCAAAAAAAAGUGAGAGGUUUUGAGAUGAAGAAAACAAGAAGAGAAGAGAAAAAAGAUGGAGAAAGGGAGAUAAAGAGAGAGUUAUAUACGAAGUAUGAGGGAGAAGCAAAGAGGAAAAGAGGGAGAAGAAAGUUGGGUGGAGGGAGGGAGAGAAACGAAAAUGAAAAGAGGAAAAGAGGGAAAAGAAAGUUAGGCCUGGGAGGGAGAGAAACGAAAAAAAGAAAAGAGGAAAAGAGGGAGAAGAGAGUUAGGCGCAGGGAAGAAGAGGAAAAAAGGAAAAGCAGGAAAGAGGGAAGGGAGAGAUAAUACCGUGGAAAAGGGGAGGGGUGGGCCUUUUUGUGCUGUGUAACCGGUUGUGUAACCGGUUGUGUACACAACGCAUUCUCCUCCGUAUAAUUAUGUGUUGUUCGAGUGACCCUUACGACCCAUAUAAAAACAAAUUGCAAUAAAUAAAAAUAGGACUAUGUUGUGUUUUAUUUCUUGAAUAUGAGUAAUCUGUCAAGUUUGAAAAAUGCAAGGUUUAAAACUUAGUAAUGUCAAAUUUGGCAGCAAUUUACUCUUAUUUAAGGAAUUAUCUGUGUAUUCAACCGUUUUAUACUUAUGUAAUUCGAUGUAAGAAGAUACGCAAAUUUAUAGAAUUAAAUAUCUGAAUUAACCUGUGAGCAUCCAUGUUCAGAUUAUUUUAUAUUAAAAAAAAGAAAAGGUUCAAAUAAGACUUUCUACUAUUAUGCAAUCGUCAUAUAAGACUAUGUACUCAAUAAAGUGUCAUAUAAAUAAGUCUACUUAUAAAAAGCAAUCGAAUGAGUCAAAAUGACCUUUUGACAACCUCAUAGUCCUAAUUUUGGCGUACAUCUAACUACCCUUUUAAAAUAUAUGUUCUAUGAUUGUUGUGAAAUGUUUAGCUAUGGUUGACUUAAAUGGAAUGUGAGCUAAAGUCGUGAUUAGGAGGUUGUUAACAGAUAAGUUGAACUCAUCUGAUUGCUUUUUAUAAGUAGAUGUAUUUAUAUGACACUUUAUUGAGUAUAUGGUCUUAUGUGACGGUUCAUAAUAGUAGAAGACCUUGUUUGACCCUUUCCUCUCAAAAAACAUUAACUUACAUUUUAUAAUCUUUAAUCAUUCCAUUUCUCAUCUUCUACCGUCCCUUGAUUUUAUUCAUUGUUUCCAAGCAUGUAAAUUUUAUUGAGAAUGUCGAGUUACAUAAUUAUUAUCAAAAUAAAUAAAACCUGAGUUACUUAUUUGAGAUUUUUACUGAAGUUACUGAAUUAUUUUAAUUGUUUAAGUCAUUUAAUUUGAGAUUUAUAAUCACACAAUUUUGUAUACACUUACUACUCCGUAUUACCUAUUAAUAAAGGACCAUAAGUUACAUUAAGAAUACUCUGUAAUUCACAACAACGAUGUAGUCAUAUACUACGUAAAAGUGAGGCAAAAUUUAUACGGCGAAAUUGGAGUAUUUCAUACUCCGUAAGUGAAUACUGUUUUAAUAUGUUCUACAUUUGCAAGAGAAAAAGAAUGAAAACGGUGCAAAUAUACUCCGUAUUAUCGUACAUUGUAGAUUCAAGAAUGAAAACGGUGCAAAUAUACUGUAUGUGUCACUUUAUAUACGGAGUAGUACAUACGGAGUAUGAAUUAAAACGUUUCAUCUAGCCCUGUUUCGAGUCCAUUAAAACAUAUACAGACUUCCAUUUUUCCUGCUCUCUUGGUCGAAAUCAUACCCUGAUACCCCCAAGGCCCCAACCAUCCACUUUCACUUUGGUCCUUCGAUUUGUCCAAAUCAAUCCUAAAUCCCAGCCAAAAUAGUCUGCAUUUAAAUCCUCCUUACUGGGGAGCAAUGAUAUAUACACCCACACACAAAUUAAUACACACACAUAUAAUAUACUUGUAUAUCACACAACCAUAUUCGGAUCUACUCAUGUAUAUAGAUUGCCCAUGUAGUUGUUAAGCAAAGCAACAACUCACCGGACAUUCCAGAGUAUGAGGAAAUCUAUUUACUCCGAAAAAUAGUUACAGAUUUACCGUUAGGGCUAGUCCAAAAAUAUUUUCACCAUGCCUCUCUUCUUCUUGGUGAAGUCUGCAAGCCUCAAUGACUCCAUCCGUCCGCCACUCACCAUGUCUCCGGUCUCCCAUCCCUUGCUGUCCAGUGUCCACCAUCAACUGCGUGGCAUCAGCCGCCUGCGUCAUCCCAGCAGCCCGCUAACUCGCCAAGGCAGCCCAACUGAACUAUUGAUCGCAUCAUGCAGUCCAAGACGGCCACCGCCUACUGUAGCUUCCUUUGUCACUCGGCGAACUCAAUCUUAUCUCACACUCUCAAGACCCAUGAGAGAGGAGUUUAGGGGAGGUUAUAAAGAUGCGAUUAAAUCAAGACUUUCCUCUCGUUUCUUCACUUUUCAAAUGACAUGACCAUAAAACAUUUAGAGUUCCAAUGCACUGCACUACUGGUACCCUAGCCUUAUUACUUUGACCAGGUCACUCUGCUUUUAUGCCCUUUUCAUCCCCUGUCUUGUACUCCGUAAUAAGAAUGAGAAAGCAAUAAAGCAUCGACUUGUUUCUACUCCAGCGGUAUACAUUACUUUAUUAUCCUUGAUGGUGACAUUUUUGAGCGGGAGAAAUGGUCUGAAUUCCACCUCUUUUUAUAUAGAGAUAGAUUAGCAGGAGGCAUUAAUUUAUUAAGUUGGGCUGCAGGAACAUCUAUUUGGUCAUUAUGGAAGCCAAGUUGCCUGUUGUGAGGUUAAUGAGACAAUGAGUCACUGUAUCGGUUUAAGGAUGAUUGUAUGCUUAAUUUUAUGGUUUGUGACUGGAUUGAUUAUAUCUUUUAUAGUCGACAUAAGCGAAUUUCUGAGAUUUUAAUAUAAGCCUUUUCUAUUCAAA